Trichomycterus rosablanca is the source of this 4010-nucleotide messenger RNA. RefSeq names its product solute carrier family 15 member 4 (gene slc15a4). Lineage: Eukaryota; Metazoa; Chordata; Actinopteri; Siluriformes; Trichomycteridae. The record is from RefSeq and is a predicted model, not a curated record. Gene Ontology annotation, biological process: dipeptide import across plasma membrane. The transcript is spliced from 9 exons. Gene Ontology annotation, molecular function: dipeptide transmembrane transporter activity. Gene Ontology annotation, cellular component: membrane. Bases 283 to 2013 code for a protein of 576 amino acids.
AAACUUGACCACUUGUAUCAGCGGUUUGGGUAAAUCCUGAUUGUUUAUAGAUCAGGGAGACUCAGGUUAAACACUCGUGAUUGAGUCUAGUAUCGUAUGCUGAUUGUUAAGGAUUUAUUUUGGGUAAAACUAACUUCUGUACUGCUGAAUUUCCAGUAAAGUUGUUGAGUAAUGAGACGGUUAAGAUGAUCAGGAGAAGAAAAAUGGCUGGAUAAUGUGUGACGCUCAGUGUUUAUAAGCAUUCAUUCACAGAAUCAUUGAUUCAAAGCAUCACCUCCAAUCAUGUCGAACCGGAACAUAAACGAGCACACUCCUCUUCUGGAAAGCUCAUCAAGUCUCCCCCAACAGGAAUCUAUAUUUAAAGGAUGUCGGUUGGCCUGCGUUGCCAUCCUGGUGGCUGUAUCUCUGGAGCGUGUGGCUUUUUACGGCAUCACCUCCAACCUAAUACUGUUCCUCAACGGCAGCCCGUUCUACUGGGAGGGCACUGUAGCCAGCCAGGCACUUCUGAUCUUCAUGGGCGUCACAUAUCUGGUGUCUCCGUUCGGCGGCUGGCUGGCAGACGCGUGUCUGGGAAAGUUCUGGACCAUUGCGGGUAGUUUUGUGCUCUAUUUAGCUGGCAUGCUGCUUUUCCCCUUCCUGGGCAGCGAAGGUUCAUUGGUGAAGCUGUGUGGGGAGAUGGUGGCGUUUCCUGUCCAGCCUGUUGAGUGCUUCAACAAGAGCGUGCCGCUUCCCACCAACGUGACCUGCCCUAGUCGAAAUUCUUACUGUGGACAUGUAAUCUACACCGGUUUGGUGCUGGUGGCUCUGGGUGUGGGAGCUGUGAAGUCCAACAUCACUCCGUUCGGAGCAGAUCAGGUGAAAGAUCGAGGUCCAGAAGCAACACGACGUUUCUUUAACUGGUUCUACUGGUGCAUUAAUCUGGGCGCCAUCGUGUCCCUGGGUGGCAUCGCGUACAUCCAGCAGAACCUGAACUUCUCAGUAGGCUUUAUCAUCCCCACCGUCUGCCUCGGCGUCUCUCUGCUCGUCUUUCUGCUGGGACGUACGGUGUUCAUCACCAAACCACCAGACGGAAGCGCCUUCACUCACAUGGUUAAAAUCCUGUUCUCGGCCUGCUGCGGUGGACCUGCACAACCUCAUCUGCUCAGGCCCAAACCAAGUCUGCUGGAUGGAGCGAAGGUGACCUAUGGAGGGAGGUUCACCGAGGAGAAAGUGGAGGAAGUAAAAUCGCUGCUGAAAAUCCUGCCGGUGUUUCUGGCGCUCAUCCCGUACUGGACCGUCUACUUCCAGAUGCAGACCACGUACUACCUGCAGAGUCUUCAUCUGAAGAUUCCUGGUACCCAAGCUAAUUCUACAGACCCUCACGAGAUAAGGUUCCAGUUCCCAGCAGCCUGGUUGACCAUGUUCGAUGCGGUGUUGAUCCUCAUGCUGAUUCCUCUGAAGGAUAAAGUGGUGGAUCCAAUACUGAAGCGUAGAGGACUUUUACCUUCCUCCCUCAAGAGAAUCGCCUUUGGCAUGUUCUUCGUCAUGUGCUCAGUGGUCGCUGCUGGAAUUUUGGAGACGAAGAGACUGGAUAUCGUGCAGCGUAAGGACAUGGUCAGCCAGGUCCUGGGAGGAGUCACGUUCUACGCGGCCAAUCUGACGAUAUGGUGGCAGAUCCCUCAGUACGUCCUGAUCGGCAUCAGUGAGAUCUUCGCCAGCAUCGCAGGGUUGGAGUUCGCCUACUCGGCCGCCCCUCGCUCCAUGCAGAGUGCCAUAAUGGGUCUCUUCUUCUUCUUCUCUGGGAUCGGCUCAUUUGUGGGCUAUGGUCUGCUCGCCUUGGUCUCUCUAAAGCCCAUCGGCUGGAUGUCCUCGCACGAGGACUUUGGGAACAUAAAUAAUUGCCAACUGAACUAUUACUUCUUUCUGCUGGCUGGGAUUCAGGGCGUCACUCUCCUUCUCUUCCUCAUCAUCUCAGUCAGAUACGACAAGCAGAAACCGGCCAAAGCCAAGCACAGGUCUUCAUUCACCUCCUGACCCUCACACUUCAUCUGUUUCUAUAGUUCAUUCUUCUGCACCCCUGCAGGGUUUUUAUUUGUGUGAAAGAAUCACAUGUAACUGACUCAUGAUUCAUAUGUAACUGACUCAUGAAUCACAUGUAACUGACUCAUGAGGCUUCGCAUCAAAUCAUUUUGGCUUAGAUAAAAUGUUUUUGAUUUGAUUCUCACUCAGAACUUUAUGUUUAGAGCUGAUGGCUUUUUAAUAGGAACAUUUUAUUACUACUUUUAUUAUUAUUAUUAAUAUUGAUGGUUUAGAAACUCCUGAACCUGUUUAACAUCUAAUUCAUUACUGCAAGUGAACCCAAACCAGUUCAUCCUCCAGUCUUUAUGUACAUUAUUAUUAUUAUUAUUAUUAUACUCUGUAUACCACUGUUAGCAGAUUAGCAGGUAAGGUGUUUUCUAAUUAAGGUUUUAGCAGUUUGUUGAUGUUACAGAUACCAACAUUAUUUUAUUAUUUAUUAUUUAAUAUCUAAAAUUAUGCAUCACAUGUUUAAAAAAUCAGUAUUUCUGUCUCAUUAAAUGUUUGCACAGUUCUUCUUUGAGGUGGUUUAGGAGCUGAUUGUUUACCUGCCGUGUCGUGCAGAGAUUGUGUUUUUUUGCGCUGAGCAUCAGUUAAUUGUCUGAUCAGGAUGAUCUGCAUCACGUCAGUUAUUGUACUGCAUUAAAAAAGUCAGUGAAUUGGAUCAGAACUGAUUUUAAAUCCAGUCUGAUACUGAUUAUUGUUUCAGGUUUAGAUGAUUAGCAGGUACUUACAGUUAAGGGCCUUGCUCAGGGGCCCAACAGUGGCAACUUGGCGGUGGUGGGGCUUAAACCGGCAACCUUUAGAUUACAAGUCCAGUACCUUAACCACUGAGCUAUCACUGAGCUAAGGUACUUAAGUUCAUUACAGCUUCAUUUCUUUAAUGAUUUUUCUUAUAAAUUAUUAAAUUCUAAUUAAACCCAUUUUUAACAGACUGAGACUUGAGGAUGCAUAAUGUUUCUUUUUUCUCUCUAUUUGCACUUGAAUGUUUACCUGUGGAGCAUUUUUAUACCUUCAUUUAGAACAAAUCCUAAGAAUUUUUGAUUGAUAAGUUUUGAUUGUUACUAUUUCUGCUUUAUUUGUAAUUUUAGCUUUUUAUUUUGGUUCUUAAAUAAAAUAUUUCCAAACCUGAUUAUUGUGGCUCUCAUGCUUUAGUAAUCAUGUUGUUUGGAAGCCUGACUCGACUGUUUUUGUUUCUUUUACUUCUAUUCUCAAAUGAUAAGAACCUUGUUCUGUAAAUAUUGUGGUUUAUAACUCUCAUGUCACUGUCUGUUUUAAUUGUCCUCAUUUAAUUCCUGACACGUUUCCACUUUUAGCUGAAGUUUGACUUCAGACUGUGAUGACUUUAUCAGCGUCGUGUGGAUGUAGAAAGGAAACCGAGACUGGAGCUUUAAUCUCUGCUUGUUUUCAUGAAUACAUGAACGCUCGGUUUCACCUCCACAGUCGACUCCAGCUUCACUCGUGCUAAAUGUUUAAAUGUGUGAAAUAAAUGCUGGAUGAAUAAUUCAGCUCGGCUAACCUCAUUUACUGCAGCAGAUUUAAAUGAUGAGAGAUUUUCUAUAAAUGUUGUAUUAGAGAAAGAGGAUCAGCAGCUCACAGAUUCAGUUCAGCAUGCAGAUCAUUCUCUAUUUAAAUCAUUUAUGCUAAAACUAUCAAAAACAAGAACAAUAGUUUUUAACAUUGCAUUUCUACACUAUCGGCUCAUCAUUACUUUACAUUUCUGCCUGUGUGCAGCCUCAGACCAGCUUUUGGCUGUGCUGUCACCCAUCGUGGCCCAGCUUUAAAAAAAAAAAGUUUAGAACCACUGCAUCAGAGACCUGAUUCCCAAACUGCACUAGUAGAUGUAACACCCAGGUGUACACCUAAUACAAUAUGGGGUAUGAUUAAAUAAUCAAAGAUUGUUGAUUUAUUUGACUGCUUCAUAAAUGUAAUUUAAUUAAAGCAAAUCCAUCUUA